AUGGAAAACGAACCAGACCAUGAAAAUGUGGAACAGAGCCUUUGUGCCAAGACUACAGAAGAAGAACUGAAUAAGUCUUUCAAUCUUGAAGCUUCGCUUUCAAAAUUUUCUUACAUAGAUCUGGACAAGGAACUGGAGUUCAAAAAUGAUCUGAUUGAUGACAAGGAAUUUGAUAUUCCUCAAGUUGAUACGCCUCCAACACUGGAAAGCAUACUCAAUGAGACUGAUGAUGAAGAGGAGUCUUUUGUUCUGGAGGACCCUACAUUGUUAAACAUUGAUACUAUUGAUUCCCACUCCUAUGAUACUUCGUCUGUGGCAAGUUCAGAUAGUGGUGACAGGACCAACUUAAAAAGGAAGAAGAAAUUACCUGAUUCUUUUUCACUCCAUGGGUCAGUUAUGCGACAUUCACUUUUGAAGGGAAUUUCUGCGCAGAUAGUGUCUGCAGCUGACAAAGUUGAUGCUGGCUUGCCUACAGCAAUUGCAGUGUCCAGUCUGAUAGCAGUGGGUACAUCUCAUGGAUUGGCUUUAAUAUUUGGAAAAGAUCAGAAUCAAGCUUUGCGACUCUGUCUGGGGAACACUAGUGUUGGAGGUCAGUAUGGAGCCAUCUCUGCCCUCAGUAUCAACAACGACUGCUCAAGACUUCUCUGUGGCUUUGCUAAGGGACAGAUCACGAUGUGGGAUUUGGCCAGUGGAAAACUUCUAAGAUCAAUAACAGAUGCUCAUCCUCCAGGAACAGCAAUAUUGCAUAUUAAGUUUACAGAUGAUCCAACUCUUGCAAUUUGCAAUGACAGCGGAGGCUCUGUUUUUGAAUUGACAUUUAAGAGAGUGAUGGGAGUGAGAACGUGUGAAUCUAGGUGUCUGUUCAGUGGUUCCAAGGGUGAAGUUUGCUGUAUUGAGCCUCUUCAUUCUAAGCCCGAGUUGAAAGAUCAUCCCAUCACACAGUUUUCCUUAUUGGCCAUGGCAUCCUUAACAAAGAUACUGGUCAUUGGAUUGAAACCAUCCUUGAAAGUGUGGAUGACUUUUCCCUAUGGACGGAUGGAUCCUUCCAGUGUUCCGUUGCUGGCCUGGCACUUUGUGGCAGUGCAUAAUUACGUGAAUCCCAUGCUUGCCUUCUGCAGAGGAGAUGUUGUUCAUUUUCUGUUGGUGAAGAGAGAUGAGUCUGGAGCAAUACAUGUUACUAAGCAAAAGCAUCUUCACCUCUACUAUGACCUCAUCAACUUCACUUGGAUAAACUCACGUACAGUUGUGCUCUUGGACAGCGUGGAGAAGUUGCAUGUGAUCGAUCGGCAGACUCAAGAGGAAUUAGAAACGGUGGAGAUCUCAGAAGUUCAGUUGGUCUAUAACAGCAGCCAUUUCAAAUCCCUAGCCACCGGAGGAAAUGUUAGCCAGGCACUGGCUUUGGUUGGAGAGAAGGCUUGUUAUCAGUCCAUCAGUAGUUACAGUGGUCAGAUCUUUUACUUGGGGACAAAAUCUGUUUAUGUGAUGAUGCUGAGAAGCUGGAGAGAGAGAGUGGAUCAUCUUCUGAAACAAGAUUGUCUUACAGAAGCCUUGGCUCUUGCAUGGUCUUUCCAUGAAGGAAAAGCAAAAGCAGUAGUGGGAUUAUCAGGGGAUGCCAGUAAGCGAAAGGCUGUUGUUGCAGAUCGGGUGAGUAUUUUAGUAGGGGCUUUACUAGGGUACAGUACAGAUUUGCCUUUGUGGUCUUUAGCAGACCACUUUGAGUAUGUGUUACAUGUAACCAAGGGACAAAGGGGACAGGGUUGUGAUGCUUUCUUUAUGGUUUCUCUUCAGGACAUGGUGCCUGUCAUAGUUGAUUACUGCCUGCUGCUAGAGCGAAAGGAUCUUUUAUUUAGCCAGAUGUAUGACAAAUUGAGUGAGAAUUCAGUGGCUAAAGGAGUGUUUUUGGAGUGCCUUGAACCAUAUAUUUUAAGUGAUAAAUUGGUGGGGAUGACCCCCCAGGUAAUGAAAGACUUGAUUGUUCAUUUCCAAGAUAAAAAGUUAAUGGAAAAUGUGGAAGCCCUCAUUGUACAUAUGGAUAUCACCAGCCUAGAUAUUCAGCAGGUAGUUCUCAUGUGUUGGGAAAAUCGUCUGUAUGAUGCUAUGAUCUAUGUUUACAACAGAGGCAUGAAUGAAUUUAUUAGUCCAAUGGAGAAACUUUUCAGAGUCAUUUCUCCUCCUCUGAAUGCAGGAAGAACACUAACAGAUGAGCAAGUUGUUAUGGGCAACAAGCUGCUUGUAUAUAUUAGCUGUUGUCUAGCAGGCCGAGCCUAUCCCCUUGGUGACAUCCCUGAAGAUCUUGUUCCCUUGGUUAAAAACCAGGUUUUUGAAUUUCUGAUUCGCCUGCAUUCAGCAGAAGCCUCCCCUGAGGAAGAAAUCUACCCCUAUGUUCGGACUUUGCUACAUUUUGACACAAGAGAAUUUCUAAAUGUAUUGGCACUGACUUUUGAAGAUUUUAAAAAUGACAAGCAAGCUGUAGAAUAUCAACAACGAAUUGUGGACAUUUUGUUGAAAGUUAUGGUGGAGAAUUCAGAUUUUACUCCUUCACAAGUCGGGUGUCUCUUUACGUUCCUUGCCCGGCAGCUUGCAAAGCCUGACAAUACCUUGUUUGUAAACAGAACCCUUUUUGAUCAGGUCCUUGAAUUCCUCUGUAGUCCUGAUGAUGACUCCCGACACUCUGAAAGACAGCAGGUCCUUUUAGAAUUGCUGCAGGCUGGAGGCAUAGUUCAGUUUGAAGAGAGUCGGCUCAUCCGUAUGGCAGAAAAAGCAGAGUUCUAUCAAAUUUGUGAGUUUAUGUAUGAACGAGAACACCAGUACGACAAAAUUAUUGAUUGUUACUUACGUGAUCCACUGAGGGAGGAAGAAGUCUUUAACUACAUUCACAAUAUCUUAUCCAUUCCUGGACACAGUGCAGAGGAAAAGCAGUCUGUAUGGCAGAAAGCAAUGGAUCAUAUUGAGGAACUUGUAUCCCUGAAGCCCUGUAAAGCUGCAGAGCUGGUUGCUACUCACUUUUCUGAACAGAUUGAAAUAGUCAUUAAAAAACUUCAGGACCAGGUUUUGCUUUUCAAGUUUUUGAGGAGUCUUCUUGACCCAAGGGAAGGUAUUCAUGUAAAUCAGGAAUCGCUGCAGAUGCCUCCCUCUGUUACGGAGCAGUUCAUUGAGCUGUUGUGUCAGUUCGACCCAAACCAGGUUAUAGAGACGCUGCAGGUCCUUGAGUGCUACCGCCUGGAAGAAACCAUCCAGAUUACCCAGAAGUAUCAACUUCAUGAAGUCACUGCCUAUCUAUUAGAAAAAAAAGGAGAUAUUCAUGGGGCCUUCUUAAUAAUGCUAAAGAGACUACAAAGCAAACUUCAGGAGAUAACACAUCAAGAUGAAAAGGCCAAAGAGGACCUUUCAUUGAAGGAUGUUGAAGAUACCAUGGUAGAGACAAUUGCCCUUUGCCAGAGGAAUUCGCAUAAUUUGAACCAGCAGCAAAGAGAGGCACUCUGGUUUCCAUUAUUGGAGGCAAUGAUGGCCCCUCAGAAGCUGUCUGGUUCAGCUACACCUCAUCUACACCCUGAAGCUCUGAGAUCUCUGACCAUGCAAGUUCUAAACAGCAUGGCAGCUUUUAUUGCCCUUCCAUCCAUCUUGCAAAGAAUCUUACAGGAUCCAGUUUACGGAAAAGGAAAACUUGGAGAAAUCCAGGGACUCAUUCUGGGAAUGUUGGAUACCUUUAACUAUGAACAAACUCUGCUGGAAACAACUACUAGCCUUCUAAACCAAGAUCUCCAUUGGUCAUUGUGUAACCUGAGAGCUUCAGUCACCAGAGGACUGAAUCCCAAGCAGGAUUACUGCUCUAUAUGUUUGCAGCAGUACAAGAGACGCCAAGAAAUGGCGGAUGAAAUCAUUGUCUUUAGCUGUGGCCAUUUGUAUCACUCAUUCUGUCUGCAAAACAAAGAGUGCACCAUAGAAACUGAGGGGCGGACAAGAUGGACAUGCUACAAAUGCAGCUCAAGUAACAAAGUAGGGAAAUUAAGUGAAAAUUCAUCUGAAAUUAAAAAGGGGAAGACAGCCCCGUCACAGGUAAAAAUGUCUCCUCCUUGUCCUCCAUCCAAAGGGGAUCCUGCUGUUAAGAAGGUAACCUCAGAACCUGUUCUGGACCCACAGCAAAUCCAAGCGUUUGAUCAACUUUGCCGUCUCUACCGAGGAAGUUCCCGGCUGGCCCUCCUUACAGAACUCUCCCAGAAUCGCAGCAGCGACAGCUACAGGCCGUUCAGUGGCUCCCAGAGUGGCCCUGCUUUCAACAGCAUCUUCCAGAAUGAGAACUUCCAGCUGCAGCUCAUUCCCCCACCUGUGACUGAGGACUGA
This is a messenger RNA of Puma concolor (puma), 4341 nucleotides long. The record is from RefSeq and is a predicted model, not a curated record. Lineage: Eukaryota; Metazoa; Chordata; Mammalia; Carnivora; Felidae.